GUCCCAGACACCGCGUUGGACGUGGGAUUUGGUCGGGCAAAACUACAUGUGCUCGUCAGUGGGCAUCGAGUAUCUCCAUCAAGAGCUCACCACCGCAGAAGCGAUCCAGAUCUGCGAACGGUUCCAGGGAACCGCAUGGCGGCCGGGCCGCCAGGUGAUGUGGAGCGGUGUACCCCGUGCCAUCGUUCAGCAAUGGGCAGACGCACACGGGAUGCAGACGCUAACCACGGCGAUGGGCCCUCUCAUGGUCCAUGAUCAUCCGCAAUGUCGGCAUCUCCAUAAAUCGAAGCAAGGCUGGAGCAGAUAUAUGCACGGCGCAUCGGCUCUUUUUGCCUCUCAUAUUGCACAAUACGGGGGAACAGUCACAGUCGUGACACCUCCACCUCCCGAAAGAUUCAACCCGCAUGGAGGGACAAACUACCAAGCAAUCGAAGAGCCAAUUUUGAAGGGGGAAAGAGGACCUUACUGCGUCAAGAAGAUCGAACUGGUGCAUCCCACUGUGCCUGGAGCAGAAGAAUUCUGCUAUGAGAUAUGGCCUGAGGACGAGACCGACUCUUGGACUGCGAAGUUCGCCAAAGCUAGCAAGUCCGCUCCACAUCCUCAAUGGAGGCAUCCCAAACCAAAACGGGCAAGGCUAUAGGAUUCAUAAGAUGUGGAGCGUCCCGAUAUCAAUCCAAGAUUUGACUACCACAUUACCCUACAGGAGAAGGUUUCCUACGCGUGCCUGAGGAAGCAAGUUCAGGUUUCAAAAACAAUUCAUUUGUCAGCUAUCUGGCUGGGUUGGAGGGUGGCUCAGAUUGCCGUCGGAUGGAGGAAAAUCACGCUAGAGGGACUCCAACUGAAUGUAUCACCGUAUGUUUGGUGAAGAUGUCCUCAAACUGAACACCGAUGAGUGUCAUCGACAUGUUGAUGAAAAGUGAGUUUUGUGAUCUUGCAGCAAAUGUCCGGCGAGGCUCCUGCCAGUAAAAUUGUUCCACAAAAGUUGCAAUCCAACUCUAAUAACUUGCGUGAAUCCAGCAUC
This is a messenger RNA of Aspergillus heteromorphus CBS 117.55, 1021 nucleotides long. RefSeq lists its product as uncharacterized. NCBI's taxonomy places the organism in Eukaryota, Fungi, Ascomycota, Eurotiomycetes, Eurotiales, Aspergillaceae. The transcript has a single exon. The record is from RefSeq and is a predicted model, not a curated record. The coding region runs from base 47 to 640 and encodes 197 amino acids.